Alternaria novae-zelandiae is the source of this 714-nucleotide messenger RNA. RefSeq lists its product as uncharacterized. Lineage: Eukaryota; Fungi; Ascomycota; Dothideomycetes; Pleosporales; Pleosporaceae. The coding region runs from base 1 to 714 and encodes 237 amino acids. The transcript is spliced from 2 exons. The record is from RefSeq and is a predicted model, not a curated record.
AUGCCGGCAAGUUCUAGCGACGACAACGAAGAUGCCACCAACAAUGAAUAUGACAACGAGGGUGAAGAAGCCAACAGUGAUCAAGACUCUGACAGCGAAGAGGAUGUGAGCGACGUUGAAGAUGCCAUCGACGACGAUGACGAAGACGACGACGAAGAAGUCGACUAUGAUGAAGGGGAAGACACGGAAAAGCCCACCAACAUCUUCAACCCAAGUGGCUCCAGCGUAAACUGCACCGACAUGGGCGAAUCCUACGCCUCAGGACUUCCCAACGAAUACAGUCCGCCCCCUAUCGACUCUGGAGGCAGGGACCUGGACGAAUGGAAGGAGCGUCUUGAAGAAAAUGGCUUCAAGGUAUCCGACAAUCCACCCGACGAAAAAUACCUCAGCGGCCCUCGCGAAGCUGCCGUUGCAUACCGCCAUGCUGGUGGCGGUGGGCACGUCGUUGCGAUGGAUGAUGGUUACAAUGAUGCGACGUAUACAUACUCUGAUCAUCAGGGUCGUGUCGAUGAGGAUGUCACGGAGGAAGUGAAUAAAGCAAGGCGCGAGGACCGCAUUGCAGGCUACAUCACGAGGCCGGACCUUGACGAUCACGAGAGGGAACAGCAGCAGGAGGAUGACUAUGAGGAUGACGAGGAAGAAGAGGAAGGAGAUGAGGACUAUGGUGAUGAUGGAGAUUAUGAAAUGGACAAUGGGUGGAACAAAUACCGGUGA